This is a messenger RNA of Procambarus clarkii (red swamp crayfish), 4524 nucleotides long. RefSeq lists its product as uncharacterized. NCBI's taxonomy places the organism in Eukaryota, Metazoa, Arthropoda, Malacostraca, Decapoda, Cambaridae. Gene Ontology annotation, biological process: regulation of mitochondrial mRNA stability. The record is from RefSeq and is a predicted model, not a curated record.
CUAGGAGGAGGUCGCGUACCGGUGACCACUCGGCCAGGACCCUAUACUGACUCAAGUUCAAGUUCAAAUUCACAGAAUGACAUUGGAUACAAGAUUCAUCAGUUGUAUGUAAAAUACAAGAGCAGCAGAAAUGUUAAGAGUAAUAGCAAAAACCUUUAGAAUUGGGCAAAUCCACACUGCCCUCCAAAAGCAUAAAAAGUUUUGUAAUUCAAGUAUCAUUCCUCUACCCUACAACCUUUCUCAUGUAUGCCAGUAUGCUACUAGAUCUAAACAGACUUCAUUUUCUGAGGAAGACACACUGAGCUAUAAAGUACAACAAUAUUUGCGAACUAACACCAAGUGUUUAGUUGCUGACAUUCCAGGUGCUGAUCAGUGUAGCAGCAAUGUGUGCAAUGAUGCUUAUGCUGUGCAUCAAAUGUUGCUUGUUAUUUCCCAUAGUUUACUACCAAAAGCAAAUGAUGUCCUGAAACUUUUUUCAUUAUAUUCAGUAUCAGACCAUUCUAUUUUGCAAGACAUUAUAUCCAAGAAAUCCCUCAUGAUGACAGUAAAGAGAAAAAUAGGCGAAAGUGUAUCCUACAUGACCAGAGAUGAACUAAGACAUUUUGCUGAAACAUUAAAAGAAAUAAAUAUUAACACAUCAAAGUUUUUAGUGAAAAUUGCUGGGUUUAUUGACUUGGAAUGUGAAAAACGAGCAUGGGUAGCGGAUAUUGAACAGUGUUUGGAUUUGUUUGACAUUCUGUUAAUAUUGUAUGGAAAUAAUAUCUACAGAAAGAAGCAGUAUGACAUGUUCAUGGCAUUAUUUGAGAAGCACAUAAAUUCACUUCAGCCUCAACAUUUGGUGCAAGUUCUUCAUUAUGUGGGAAUUGGUAAGAAAAAAAAAAUUUCAAAUGAUUUUGUUGAGAAACUAGUGAGAAAGUUGGAUACUUGUUAUCAAGAUUUACCUUUUCAAGAUGCUGGCAUAGCAGCAGCUGGUAUAUUUAAAUCUAAUUUUAAAAUGAAUGAAUCGUCACCAUUUAUACAUAAAACUGCACAUCAUCUGGAAUCUAAAAUUAGGGAAUGCUUCUCCCUGUGUGACCUAGAAUCAUAUGGUGUUGUUGCAAUGAUGAAACUCAUUCGUGCAGCAAAAUACAGAGAUAGCAAAGUUAUGUCUGCUUUGAAUACUUUUAUACUGCACACAGAUAUAAACACUCUUUCUCCUCAAGUUGUUUCUCACACUCUGGCUCUCUAUGCUAACAGCUGCAUAUACCAACAUGAAGUCUUCACUAAACUAGAACACACAGUAAUCCAACACUUGAGAGCUCCUUCACAAACUGUACGCUUGAGAGAUCUGUCUCGAGUACUUUGGGCAUUUAGCCAUGUAAACCAUCAAUGUAAUGAAGAUUUAUUCAAAAUAGUUGAUAAAUCUCUCAUGGAAUUUGUUUACAAUGGCGAAGUAGAUAUAUAUCCACAUUUUCUAUCAAGUACUCUAUUCUCCAUGGCAAUUCUUGGACAUUAUCCCGAAGAACUCAUCAAAGAAGUCUUCAGGCUUAAAAGAAUUCAGCGUUUACAAGAUUAUCAGAAGAGUAAGCAGCUAUCACGCCUUUUAAUGCUAAACGAGUGCCUUAAAGUGGAAGCUCCUGGAUUAACUGCAGUAAUACCAAACAUUUCUAAAAAUAAUUUGCCCAUAAGGACUCUGACAGAUGAGACUCACCAUAGGCCAUCUCUUGCCAUGUUAAUGAAAGGUGCCGUAUUUAUUAAUCAAAUAGUUGGUGUACCUGUUCUGAAACUGAAGUUUCCUAUUAUACACAUAAACUAUGCAAGUCUGGUAUAUGAUAAUAGUGAAAUGAAAUAUCAAGAUUGCCUCGUAUUACCAGACACCACUAACCGAGACCAUGUAUUACACCAACUUAAUGCAAUUAAGGAAUAUUCCAUUAAACGACCUAUAGCUAUUGAACUCCUGGAUCCCCAUUCCACUUUGUCUACCUCACAGCCUGUUGGGAUAGUGAAAAUGAAAAUACGACUACUGACUCAGUGUGGCUGGGAAGUGAAGAAAAUUAAUUCAGCAGAUGUAGAAAACUGUCAAGGUGAUGUCCAAGCACUUGCAGCCUUGAUACUGGAUGAGUUGACUAAGGAAGCUGUGUAAUUGACUUGAAGAAAUUUAGAUAAAGCUACAUUUAUCUUAGCUUAAACUUAAUCAAUAGGCUGAAGAAUUAGAACAGAAGUGAUCACUGACAUUCUUAUGCAGUUUAUUUGAGUGCAGAGUUUUAUAUUAAGUGUUACAAUUCAGAUAGUCAGAAGGCGACUGAGGGCCUUCUUCAUCUCCCACUCCCCACUGACAUCUUCCGCUCCCCACUGACAUCUUCCGCUCCCCAAUGACAUCUCCCACUCCCCACUGACAUCUUCCGCUCCCCACUGACAUCUUCCGCUCCCCACUGACAUCUUCCGCUCCCCACUGACAUCUUCUGCGAACUCAUCAGACUGUGUUGAAUAUAACUCCUUCUCUUUCAAUGGUAAAUACUUCUCUCAAACUUUCGGUGUUGCUAAACUAGGUAUGGUUUACCUAGUUUACUCCCCCCCCCCCCCUCUGUUCUUGCCAAUCUCUGGAAUACUUCGAAACCGUAUUUCUGCCUUCUGUGUACACCAUACAGAACUUAUCCCUCUCACUGGGACAAGUGAGAGGGACUUCCCUUCACUAUGUUGAUGACAUUUUUGCUUUAUGGCUUCAUGACCUUAAUCUUUUCCAGCCUUUCCUCGCCUCUCUUAACAAUCUGGCUCCUUCCAUCCAUUUCAAAGUUGAAUGGGAAUCUAAUUCCCUCCUUCCUUUUCUUGACGUUCAGGGUCACAGCUGUGUCGGGGUUCUUUUUCUCUGUCUGCCGCAAACCCAUGCAUAGUGGCAUGUACAUUCACUUCUUUUCCUACCAUCCUACUUCUUUUAAGAAAAGUGUCCUCGUCUCUCUCUUCCUCCGCGCUCUACGCAUCAGCGACCCUCAGUUUCUUGAUUCUGAAAUUUCCUUUAUUUACAAAUCUUUCUCUCACCUUAGUUACCCCUCACAUUUUUUUCAACUGUGCAUAUUCUAAAGCUAAACUAAAUUCCUUUCAUUCUAUACCUGCUUCCAACACAACUAGCACUGUGCUUUGCCUUCCCUUCAUAUCUGAACUCAAAAAUCUUACUAAUACCGUAUUCUUGGUGAAUCGGAUACUUUUGAUAUCGUUCACCUUAUGCGUUUCUGUUCUCGUAUUGGCGUUCUUGGUGAUAUUUAGCGCCCUCUGAUUAUUUCGCACUUUGAUGGUGCUACAUAGCCGUCCCAGUUUGGUGCCUUCUUUUGAUAAUUACCUUGCCUUACUAAUACCCUUUAUGCUCUUAAAUCUCGCCUUUCGACAAACUAACACUCUUCGUACUAAUUUGGUUCACACUUCUGCUUCUAAUUCUGCCAGUGUCUACCCUAUUUCUUGUUCGUCUUAUUUUCCCCAAUACUUUGAGGAAACUGGCCGUACACUAAAUGACAGACUUAAGGAACACAAAAAGAAGUGUUAAGUCUGCAGACACAAACAAUGCUCUCUUCUGUCAUGUUAGGGAUUCUGAUCAUUCUAUUGAUUGGUCUUCUUCUGAAAUAAUCUUUCCUGCCUCUACUCUUCACAGACGCUAUCUUAUUGAAUCGGCUUUGAUAUACAACCUACCCAACAUGAACCUUAGUCCUGGUUUUGUUGCUGCCAGUUGCUGCUAGUUGACUCUUCCCUUUCACAGUACAUACCUAAAUGUUCUAAACUUUCUAAAACGUGACCUAACAUAAGCCUACCCAUCCUUUUUCUCUUUGUUUUCUUUCUUUCUCUUUUUUCUUACAUUCCCAUUCUUACUCCUAUUUUUACCCCCUUACACCCUUUAUUUCACCUAUCCCUUCCGUACUUUUUGCCGUGCAAAAAGUACGGAAGGGAUAGGUGAAAUUUCCGUACCUUUUCCGGGAUAGGUGAACUUUUUUCCGUACCUUUCUCUAAAGUUUCCUCCUCCUCACCUCUCUCGUGCCUUACUUAUAUUCUAAACUUUUCUAAACUACCCAUCUUCUCCUUCCCUCUUCUCAUCACAGUUGACUUGAUAAUGGUCCAGGAUGGACCGACACGUCGUCGUCUUUUCAUCUUCCAGUGUGUGGUUAGGUCAACAUUCUUCAGCCACGUUAUUGUGACUCAUCGUGUGCAAUCCAGAUAAUUAUAAAUUAAUCACUAUGAAAUAGAAUUUUUCAGUGCCAUAUAAUAAAUAAAAACUACACAUACUGACUUUUGCAGUUAAAAUAUGACAGGGUUUAGAAUGUAUAGACGUUUGAUAAAUCUGUUUGAAAUGUUAUGUAAUUUCGGGGCCAUAUUACGAAAAUAUGCAAUAAAUGAAAACUGGUUCGAUUUCAAUCAAACUUUUUUUACUAGUUGUAUAUGAAAUUGGGUUCAACUGGUCAAAGUCUCAGCAUCAUAGCAUAAAUAGGAAGGGAAAAAAAAUAUUAAAUUAUGUGUCAAAAAAUUUCCAAAAUGGUAAAAAAUUAACAUCAAACACAAGUGUCA